AGCGAGCGCUGCGAGCGGAUACACGCGUCGCGAAGUUUUCAAACGCACUGCCGUUCCGAGGCCCUCGGCGCCAAUUGUUUGUUCCUCUUUCGAUCGGAACGCGACUUUUACAUUUUAUUGCUUUCCGAUGGGAGGUCGACUUGGCUGUGUCUUCUUGUGAAUCGUGAUGGGUGAAGUACCGAGGGUUUGAUGGGCAGCGGCUCGGUGGUCCUAUCAUGAUGGAAUCCGAAAAAUCACGUGCCAAUCCCGAUCGACUGAGUUUGUCUUUCAAUAACAUCAGCUACUCUGUACGCAGCGGUGUUUUCUCAAAAAAAUGGAAAAAGUUACUGUCGGACAUCUGCGGCGACUUCCAAUCGGGAGAGCUCACAGCAAUUAUGGGCCCUUCCGGUGCCGGCAAAUCAACGUUGAUGGACAUUUUAACAGGAUUCACGACAUCCGGCUGGCAAGGCGAAGUGCUGGUCAACGGUAGCAAGCGCAAUCUUGCGUCGUUUCGACGCUCGUCGGCUUACAUCAUGCAAGACGACCAGUUACAGCCAUUGCUUACCGUCGCCGAGGCUAUGCGAAUCGCCGCUGACCUCAAACUCGAAUCCAACCUCUCCAGCUGUGAAAAAAAGCAUGGUAUAGACGUGAUAUUGAAAGAAAUGAGCCUAGAAAGCGCUAUGAAAACACACACCAAAGAUUUGAGCGGGGGUCAGAGGAAGAGACUGGCAAUAGCGUUAGAACUGAUCAGCAAUCCGCCAAUAAUGUUUUUCGAUGAACCCACAAGCGGUUUAGAUAGCGUCACGUCACGUCAAUGCCUGGGACUAUUAAAGUCGUUAGCUCGAGAGGGUCGUACCAUCGUGUGUUCAAUUCAUCAACCGAGUGCCAGUUUGUUCGACAUGAUCGAUCAUCUCUACGUUCUGGACAGAGGUCACUGCGUCUACACCGGUAGUGCGCGAAAUCUCGUCUCGUUUUUAAGAAAUUCUCAUCUCCAAUGUCCUACGUAUUACGAUCCUGCUGAUUUUCUGCUAGAAGUACUGAAUGGCGAUUACGGUGAAGAGCACGUGGAACGACUGAUCAAUUCAUCCGACAAUGGCAAAUGUAAGCGUUGGCUUAACGAUAGUGCAAACAGUUCGAGUGUCAAUGAAUCAUCGGGAAUGCGCUGUCUCGAAUAUUUACCAAAAUUGCCAUUAUCAGCGAUGAUGAUUAACUACGAAUCUCAAAGUUUUCGCGCGAAUUCUGCUUACUAUGUUAAUGGUUUCUUCUGGCAGCUUUGGACUUUGCUUAAGCGGAAUAUUAUCAAACUUUCUAGAGACAGAAUUCUACUGUAUGUACGACUAAUAUUGCACGUACUGAUUGGUCUGCUGGUUGGCUCCAUGUAUUACCAAAUCGGCCAAGACGCCGCUCUCGUCCGUGAUAACGUCAGCUUACUUUUCUUCACUCUGAUAUUCGUCGUGUUCAAUGCAUUCAACAUCACCUACAUCACCUGUACGUUGAUAUCUGAAGAAAAGCCAAUCAAUCGGCUUCGCCCACAAUGCAUCUCGUUGAAUUUCAGUUGCACAAGAAUUGCCGAUCCUGACACCCUCGUUGCUCAAAUUAUUGGACUUAUUGUGGGCAUUAGCUUCAGCGUUCGAAACGCAGUGAUGUUUGGUCCAAUGGCAGUCGUCCCAUUCAUGGUAUUCAGCGGACACUUUGUUUACUUGAACGAUGCUCCGUCCUAUAUCCAGUGGCUGUUUCACGUAUCCUUCUUCAAAUAUGCCUUUGAAGGUGUUGUAGUUGCUAUCUACGGGUACGAUCGACCAAAAUUGAAUUGUUCCGCUGAUUAUUGUCACUUCAGACUUCCUAAAACACUACUCAAGAUGGUCGACAUGUUGCACUCCAAUUAUUGGAUAUCGGCAGUUUUUAUGAUCGGACUUUACAUUGCACUCGAUGUCACUGCCUUUUUGUUAUUACGAGUGAGGUUGAGAAGGAGAAAGUGUAUGAUUUAAAUAAGGCUG
Phymastichus coffea is the source of this 1976-nucleotide messenger RNA. Its product is annotated as ATP-binding cassette sub-family G member 1-like. The record is from RefSeq and is a predicted model, not a curated record. Gene Ontology annotation, cellular component: plasma membrane. The transcript is spliced from 10 exons. Gene Ontology annotation, molecular function: ABC-type transporter activity; ATP binding; ATP hydrolysis activity. Lineage: Eukaryota; Metazoa; Arthropoda; Insecta; Hymenoptera; Eulophidae. Bases 216 to 1967 code for a protein of 583 amino acids.